CUCUCGCGGGGGCCCAGACUCUCCGAGGCGGUGCCGCAGGGGACAGAGGGACGGACGGAGUAGAGUGCGCCGCAGCUUUCGCCCGGACACCAGUGCGGAGGACGUGAUGUCGGGGCUCUCCCGCCAGCUGCCUUGGGCUGCCGCCUGCCUGGCCGCGCUGUGUGUGCUGACCGCGGCUGCGAACCCCAGCCCGGAUCCGACCGUGACUGCGAUCCCGCUUUCACCGAACACCAGCACCGCCAAAACGACAGUUCCGACGACGGUGACGACUCUUACGCCGGUGACCACUCCCGCACAAGAUCCUUGUGAAAACCGCAGCAGCUGUGUUUCCUGUGUGAACGUUAGCCUUGAUAAUUCUACCUGCUUUUGGAUAGAAUGUAAAGAGAAAAGCUACUGUUCACGUAAUGCAACAGUUAGUGAUUGCCAGGUGGUGAAUGGCACACAGUUCUGUUCUGCACCCGAGCCCACUCCGAUGCCAACGAAUUCUACAGCCAAAACCACCACCCUGCCUGCCUCCUCAACCACUGCUACCACAACUCCUACGUCAGGUACAACUAAUACCACUUUAACUCCAACUUCACAACCCGGAAGGAAGUCAACCUUCGAUGCAGCCAGUUUCAUUGGAGGAAUUGUCCUCGUCUUGGGUGUGCAGGCUGUAAUCUUCUUUCUCUAUAAAUUCUGCAAAUCGAAAGAACGAAACUACCACACUCUGUAAACAGACCCAUUAAAUUAAAAAGGACUGGUGUGUAACUCACUGAAACCAAAAUAGUCUCUUUCAAGAUGUCCCACAUGGAAGACGCUACUCCAGGAUCUGUACACGUUCAAAGGAUGCAUAUAGGAUACUUGGGAGCAUCAUCCUCGAAGAAAAAUCACUUAAAUCAUUUUGCUCAACAGGAAUAUUUAAAAUAUUCUGCAUGAAUCCUUGUGGCUGUCUUCUUUUAUUUUCAAUGGCUGCUGCUGUGGGAUUAUGUUCUCUCUUCUUGACAUACCAAAUGUAACUCUGUAAGUGGUGGGAAGCAUUGUCCUGCACAGACACCUCAUGACUCUUCUGGCAGUUUAAAUUUAGUCAUUUUAAAGCCUGAAAGCUGCAUCAUUUUCAUCCUAUCUCAGGAUGUAGUUUAGUGACCAGAAUUGAGAAGAAUGUGCCAAAUGAGCAUCGGUCGGGUGGAAUUUUGGCUGUCCUUUCAAAAGUGGAAUAAGUUGGUAAAUCUAGUGUCCUUAGAGUAAAUUGUAUCCUUAGCGUAAAA
This is a messenger RNA of Mustela erminea (ermine), 1247 nucleotides long. It is a transcript of the gene CD164, whose product is annotated as CD164 molecule. Lineage: Eukaryota; Metazoa; Chordata; Mammalia; Carnivora; Mustelidae. Bases 107 to 715 code for a protein of 202 amino acids. Gene Ontology annotation, cellular component: lysosome; endosome. The transcript has 6 exons. The record is from RefSeq and is a predicted model, not a curated record.